AUGUUUGCUGAUAGAACCGUGAAGGUUCCUGUCCGUGACCUCUCCCUUUGGCUCAACACUCUUGAAGCUGGUGGUCAACAUACGCCUUAUCGUAAAUUUUCUGCUUUGUCUACUCCGGAACUGCGAGAAGAGUUGCAGAAGGCGCUCUCUGAUCGAGGAGUGACGUGCUCAAUCGAAGAAACCGGGAAGUACCUCGGUGUUAAUCUUCGAUUUUCUGGUGGUUCCCUAGUGUUGGUAUGUGAACGCCUGGCUCGGCUCAAUCAAGCGGCCGAUAAGGCUGAGGAGAUACUGAAGUCGUCAUCCUUCACUCGACGAGAGAUCUUUGGGCUAGCUGGUCUAUUGGGGUGUGGCUGGAAUGAGCUCGGUUCAUCUCUCCUCGUGGGAUGCUUUGAUUCCUAUAGUGUCUUCUCCGGCUAUGUUACCCUUGUUGAAAUGGGUUAUUGA
Messenger RNA from Perkinsus marinus ATCC 50983, 444 nucleotides. RefSeq lists its product as hypothetical. NCBI's taxonomy places the organism in Eukaryota, Perkinsozoa, Perkinsida, Perkinsidae. The transcript has 2 exons. The record is from RefSeq and is a predicted model, not a curated record. The coding region runs from base 1 to 444 and encodes 147 amino acids.